GGGGGCGUCGCGGUGACGUCACGGAAGGACAAAUUCAUUAGGUCUGGAGGACGUUCGCUCUCUGUCAGCCGGUGAGGGGGCAAGUGAGCGCCAUCUUAGGAGCUGUCAAAAUGUAUUCAUCUGUAGCGCAGCUAGCCCGGGUAAAUCCCUUCAGUGCUCCUCACUUCCAACUGGGACAAGACUCUGUAACUUCCAGGAAAUGUACUAACCCUCAGGCCCAACCCACUCGUCACCUUGCUGCUGCUGCUGUACAAGAUGGUGAUUACAGCUGUGAAUAUGGUUCAACACAGUUUUAUGCAAUGUGUGGCUUUGGUGGCAUCCUCAGUUGUGGUAUAACUCACACUGCUGUCGUACCGUUGGAUUUGGUGAAAUGUCGUAUUCAGGUGGACCCCAAAAAAUACAAGAGCAUCUUCAAUGGCUUCUCUGUAACUCUUAAAGAAGAUGGAGUUCGUGGUCUUGCAAAAGGAUGGGCACCAACAUUCAUAGGAUAUUCCAUGCAGGGCUUGUGCAAAUUUGGUUUCUAUGAAGUGUUCAAAGUACUGUACAGCAAUCUUCUAGGGGAGGAAAAUACUUACUUGUGGCGUACAAGCCUCUACCUAGCUGCAUCUGCCAGUGCAGAGUUUUUUGCUGAUAUUGCUCUGGCUCCAAUGGAAGCUGCAAAGGUGCGCAUUCAAACACAACCAGGUUAUGCAAAUACUCUGAGGCAAGCUGCACCCAAGAUGUAUGCAGAAGAAGGGAUCUGGGCUUUCUACAAAGGUGUUGCUCCUCUUUGGAUGAGGCAGAUUCCAUACACUAUGAUGAAAUUUGCCUGCUUUGAACGUACAGUUGAAGCUCUGUAUAAAUAUGUUGUUCCAAAGCCCCGAAGUGAAUGCUCAAAGGGUGAACAGUUGAUUGUUACGUUUGUGGCUGGUUAUAUUGCUGGUGUGUUCUGCGCUAUUGUUUCUCAUCCUGCUGAUUCUGUGGUCUCUGUUCUGAACAAAGAAAAGGGUAGCACUGCUGGGGAAGUUUUGAAGAAACUUGGGCCCAAAGGAGUCUGGAAGGGAUUGACUGCCCGUAUUAUUAUGAUUGGUACCUUAACUGCUCUUCAGUGGUUUAUCUAUGACUCGGUGAAGGUCUACUUCAGACUCCCUCGUCCUCCUCCCCCUGAGAUGCCAGAGUCCUUGAAGAAGAAGCUUGGUCUCACUGAAUAAACAAAUGGACAUUAAUCAUUCAGAUUUCAUCGACACUUUAAAGAUUUUUAUAAAUUCAACCAUGUAGGGUCUGCCUCCUAUCAGAUAUUAUGUGUUGUGCUUACACUCUGCUUGGUAGCCCAAAUGCUGUCAGUUGGUUUUACCACAGUACAUGUCUGUUUUAAAAUAAACAGAAGCUACAUAACACAA
Molecule: messenger RNA, 1379 nt
Organism: Pelobates fuscus (common spadefoot toad)
Lineage: Eukaryota; Metazoa; Chordata; Amphibia; Anura; Pelobatidae
Gene: SLC25A3
Product: solute carrier family 25 member 3
Exons: 8
Coding region: 111-1190 (359 amino acids)
Biological process (GO): mitochondrial phosphate ion transmembrane transport
Cellular component (GO): mitochondrial inner membrane
Molecular function (GO): phosphate transmembrane transporter activity
Source: RefSeq, a predicted model, not a curated record